AUGAAGAUUGUUCUUUGUGUGCUGUUUGGUCUCAGCCUCGUCUCCGCAGAAAAUGGCAUCAAUGCCUGGCUGCGUUAUGCGCCCCUCCCUGGGACAGGCCCUCCUCCUUCUUUGCCAACUCACAUCAUUGCUAUAAACUCUACCGCUGAUGGCCCGAUUCAUGUGGCCGGUUCUGAGCUCCAAAGAGGUAUUCAAGGGAUUUUUGGCAAGAACGUCGACGUUUUGAAUCAGAGCUCAAAGGUUGCAUCGUCCAUUGUGGUUGCCACUGUCGAUGACUAUGUCAAAACGUAUGGGAACUCGGCCAAGUUUCCACAGCUCCAGAACGAUGGAUUCUGGUUGAACACAACAGGUCCGGCUGUACAGAUCCUGGGACAGAAUGAACGUGGGGCUCUCUAUGGCGCCUUCGAAUACCUCUCCAUGCUUGCUCAAGGUAACUUCUCGAAAGUUGCCUAUGCCACAAACCCAAGCGCGCCGAUCCGAUGGGUCAACCAAUGGGACAAUCUCGACGGCUCUAUCGAGCGAGGGUAUGGUGGCCCUUCGAUAUUCUUCGCAAAUGGUCUGGUCGUCAACAACCUGACUCGGGUUUCGGAAUACGCGCGUUUACUGGCCUCCAUCCGCGUCAACGGCAUCAUUGUGAACAAUGUUAAUGCAAAUGCCUCGCUCCUCAGCCCGGCGAAUGUCGAAGGCUUAGGCCGGCUAGCUGAUGCCUUCCGACCAUAUGGAGUUCAGGUAGGCAUAUCGUUGAACUUUGCCUCCCCGACUGCCUCGCUUGUCUAUGGCAACCUCAGCACCUUCGAUCCGCUUGACCCCAGUGUGAUUGCGUGGUGGACAAAUGUUACCGACACAAUCUACCGCGGUAUUCCGGACAUGGCUGGGUAUCUUGUCAAAGCAAAUUCCGAAGGCCAACCAGGGCCGCUCACAUACAAUCGGACUCUCGCAGACGGCGCCAACCUGUUCGCUCGUGCUCUGCAACCUCACCAAGGCGUACUCAUGUUCCGAGCCUUUGUCUACGACAACCACAUCAAUGAAUCAAAUUGGAAAAACGAUCGUGCCAACGCUGCAGUGGACUUCUUCCGCGGGCUAGAUGGAAAAUUCGAGAGUAAUGUUGUUGUCCAGAUAAAGUACGGUCCCAUCGACUUCCAGGUGCGCGAGCCGGCAUCUCCGCUCUUUACGUACUUGACGAACACCAGCACGGCCAUUGAGCUCCAAGUGACGCAGGAGUACCUUGGACAGCAGUGUCAUCUGGUGUACAUUCCUCCUCUGUGGAAAACGAUCUUGGAUUUCGAUAUGCGGGCUAAUCACACAUCUUCUCGUGUCCGGGACAUCAUCUCUGGUCAACGCUUCAACCGCCCUCUUGGUGGCUAUGCAGCUGUCGUCAACGUGGGAACCAACACCACGUGGUUGGGCAGUCAUCUGUCGAUGUCAAACCUGUACGGCUACGGCCGACUGGCGUGGAAUCCUGCGGAUGACGCACAAAGCAUCCUGCAAGACUGGAUUCGCCUGACCUUUGGCCCAGAUCCGGCAGUCAUAAAGACCAUCACCGAUAUGUCCAUGGCGUCGUGGCCAGCAUAUGAGAACUACACCGGGAACUUGGGCAUCCAGACGCUCACGGAUAUUCUGUAUACGCAUUUUGGACCGAAUCCGGCGUCGCAAGACGGUAAUGGUUGGGGCCAGUGGACGCGGGCGGACCACAAAACGAUCGGCAUGGACCGGACUGUCAGCAAUGGCACGGGGUUCGCGGGGCAGUAUCCGGCCGAAGUGGCUGCCAUGUAUGAGAACAUUAGCACCACUCCCGACGAUCUUUUGUUGUGGUUCCACCAUGUCAACUACACCCAACGUCUACACUCGGGCAAGACCGUGAUCCAGCAUUUUUACGAUGCCCACUAUGCAGGCGCGGACACAGCACAGACAUUUCCAACACAAUGGGAGAGCCUCAAGGGCAAGGUUGACGAGCAGAGGUACAACGAGACCCUUUUCCGCCUGGUCUAUCAGGCGGGUCACUCAAUAGUCUGGCGCGACGCCAUCAACGACUUCUACCAUAACCUCUCUGGCAUCGAAGACUCAGCCGGCCGUGUUGGUCAUCAUCCCUGGCGAGUUGAGGCGGAAAGUAUGACUCUCGAAGGCUACAAAGUGUACAAUGUGGACCCCUUCGAGACCGCCUCCAACACCAAAGCAAUUGUCACAUCGAAGAACUCCACAACAGGCACAGCAAUGACGACCCUGACCUUCCCCAACGGAACGUACGAUGUGGCUGUACAGUAUUUUGACAUGAUAGGAGGCAAAUCUCAGUGGACGUUGUCUUUGAACAACCACACUGUGGGCAGCUGGGUCGGCAACAAUGAAGACCUCCUGGGCCAUGCACCCUCGACCUAUCUCGAUGGCCACUCGGCCACGAGGAUCACAUUCCACAACGUCACCGUACACAAGGGAGAUGAGUUGAAAAUUACCGGUAUCCCCGAUGGCAUUGAACCCGCGCCUGUGGACUAUGUCGUCGUGUUGCCGAAGGGCAUUGUUGACUGA
Molecule: messenger RNA, 2520 nt
Organism: Exophiala dermatitidis NIH/UT8656
Lineage: Eukaryota; Fungi; Ascomycota; Eurotiomycetes; Chaetothyriales; Herpotrichiellaceae
Product: alpha-glucuronidase A
Exons: 1
Coding region: 1-2520 (839 amino acids)
Biological process (GO): xylan catabolic process
Cellular component (GO): extracellular region
Molecular function (GO): alpha-glucuronidase activity
Source: RefSeq, a predicted model, not a curated record